AUGGUUGCUGCCUGGAAAGCCGCCGGCUUAACUUACAACAAAUACCUUGCCGUUGCUGCGCGCGCGGUUCGCCGAUCCCUCAAGGACAGUCAGCGUCUCAAUGCCGAGCGUCGCGGACAAUCCGACUUGAAGUUCGCCAAGUGGGAGAACGGAAAGCAGGGUGAAGUCAAGCAGCUUGUUGAUGCCAACGCCGAAGCACAGGCUGCUCACGCCGAGAAAUAA
Molecule: messenger RNA, 222 nt
Organism: Talaromyces amestolkiae
Lineage: Eukaryota; Fungi; Ascomycota; Eurotiomycetes; Eurotiales; Trichocomaceae
Exons: 3
Coding region: 1-222 (73 amino acids)
Biological process (GO): proton motive force-driven mitochondrial ATP synthesis
Cellular component (GO): mitochondrial inner membrane
Molecular function (GO): proton-transporting ATP synthase activity, rotational mechanism
Source: RefSeq, a predicted model, not a curated record